ACCACCAACCACCAACCACCAACCACCAACCACCAACCACCAACCACCAACCACCAACCAUCACCACAAGACAAUCCACAAUGUCCUCUACCGACCCAGUCAAGCAGGCUCCCCAAUCCCGCUCUACCUCGCAGACGGAUAACGCCGGUUUUCUCGCUGCUGCAUCCGUCGUUCCAGAUGGUGCCCGUAGCACUCACACGAAUGCGCCCUUGAUCCAGGUUCAGCCCGUGAGACACGGCGAGUUGCAACCCUCAUAUGCCCAGCACCUUGGAAUUCGCGACGACGACGCCGGAGACGGAAUUUACGGCGCCUUCAUCAACACUCUCGGCAACUGCAUCGGCUUGUUUGGAGCGAUCCCGUGCUGCAUCAUCUGCCCGAACCCGUACAAGCCCGUCUCCCAGGGCAAUGUUGGCCUAGUCACGAAGUUUGGCCGUUUCUACCGUGCCGUUGACCCCGGUCUCGUCAAGAUCAAUCCGCUCUCGGAGAAGUUGAUCCAGAUCGAUGUCAAGAUUCAGCUGUGCGAGGUGCCCCAGCAGGUGUGCAUGACCAAGGAUAAUGUCACGGUGCACCUGACGUCCGUCAUAUACUACCACAUCACCUCCCCACACAAGGCCGCUUUCGGAAUCUCCAAUGUGCGCCAGGCGCUGAUCGAGAGAACGCAAACGACUCUGCGCCAUGUCGUUGGAGCUCGCGUCCUCCAGGAUGUCAUCGAACGCCGUGAGGAGGUAGCCCAGAGCAUCCGCGAAAUAAUCGGCGACGUUGCCGAGGGCUGGGGUGUGGCGGUCGAGAGCAUGUUGAUCAAGGACAUCAUCUUCUCUCGGGAACUCCAGGACUCUCUGUCGAUGGCUGCGCAGAGCAAGCGUAUCGGAGAGAGCAAGAUAAUUGCCGCCCGCGCCGAAGUCGAGGCUGCCAAGCUGAUGCGUCAAGCUGCCGACAUCCUGAGCUCGGCACCUGCCAUGCAGAUUCGGCAGCUCGAGGCCUACCAGGCUAUGGCUAAGUCGGCCAACUCUAAGGUCAUCUUCGUGCCGACUUCGAGCACCAACUUCUCGGGCGAUGCGUUUGGGCAGAGCUCGUACAAGCCUGGCGGAGAGGGCUCGUCCAGAAACGAUUUCGAUGCCAGCUACAACAACGCAUUGAGCGCACACGUUGCAUCCGAGUUGUAGAUGCCCCGUUUACGUCGCUUUGCUUGUCGCCCGCGCUUAAAUGAUUUCCCUAUGGUUGCUGUCUUGUUUUCCGGCCGUGAUGCCUAUCGGUCUUUCUUUUUUCUGUUGUUCUGACCACAUUAUUCGUGGCAUUUCUUUAGUUAGGGGGCUCCACUAGGUGGCCAUAAUGUGCUCAUGUUUCAUCUGUCUAUUUCUUAGGGUCACCGGUUUCUGGUACAUACUUCUUCCUAUGGCGGUUUCUUACUUUUCUUUUUCUCCUCUUCCUUAUGACUGUAAUGGCUUUCACGUACGUGGUACUGAAUUGAAUCGAACUAUUGCUUCACGUGCAUACUGCUCCCCGCCGUAUUGAUCGUUGCUAAAGACGGUCAGUGGAUCGUAUCAGU
Molecule: messenger RNA, 1546 nt
Organism: Tricharina praecox
Lineage: Eukaryota; Fungi; Ascomycota; Pezizomycetes; Pezizales; Pyronemataceae
Product: stomatin family protein-like protein
Exons: 2
Coding region: 81-1163 (360 amino acids)
Cellular component (GO): plasma membrane
Source: RefSeq, a predicted model, not a curated record